Molecule: messenger RNA, 399 nt
Organism: Ostertagia ostertagi
Lineage: Eukaryota; Metazoa; Nematoda; Chromadorea; Rhabditida; Trichostrongylidae
Source: the annotation of a GenBank genome assembly
AUGUGGCUUCAGGAUUCGGAAGAUGUAAGGAAGAACUUCCUUGCUGCCUUGGAAAGUGCCCCUCUCGGUACCACCCCUGAGAAGGUUCAGAACGGCAAGGACUUCUACAAGUUAUUCGCGACUCAGGGCAAUGCUCUGCUCACAUCCGUGUACAUUCUCGCCGACACCUACGACAAUGAGAUGAUCUUCCGCGCGUUCGUUCGCGAUCUCAUGAACCGACAUAAGGAACGAGGACUUGACCCCAAGCUGUGGAAGGAAUUCUGGGGAAUCUUCGAGAAAUUCCUGGACGGGCGAAAAGCACUCACUGCUGAUCAGAAGACUGCCAUUGAGACUCUCGGCACAAGGUUCAACGACGAAGCUCAGAAGCAACUGGCUGUCCUCGGACUUCCACACACAUAA